This is a messenger RNA of Gracilinanus agilis (Agile Gracile Mouse Opossum), 1871 nucleotides long. It is a transcript of the gene RILPL2, whose product is annotated as Rab interacting lysosomal protein like 2. The transcript is spliced from 4 exons. Bases 114 to 767 code for a protein of 217 amino acids. NCBI's taxonomy places the organism in Eukaryota, Metazoa, Chordata, Mammalia, Didelphimorphia, Didelphidae. Gene Ontology annotation, cellular component: cytoplasm; ciliary basal body. The record is from RefSeq and is a predicted model, not a curated record. Gene Ontology annotation, biological process: cilium assembly. Gene Ontology annotation, molecular function: protein dimerization activity.
AGUUGUGUGUUGUUGACUGGAAGGAAGGGGCUGUCACCAGCGAGGUCUGUGUCCGGAGGAGUCCGUAGGCCUGGGGGGCCAGGGGGACCUGGGGAACCUACACCUGGAGAGCCAUGGAGAAAAAACCUCCUCCCGAGAAAGAAGAAGGAAAGGAGGAAGAGGAGGAGGAAGAGGAGGAGAGCGGUCCUGAAGGGGCCCUGGGGAAGAAUCCGUUCCAGCUGACCGCCGACGAUGUCUAUGACAUCUCCUAUGUGGUGGGCAGGGACCUGAUGGCCAUCACUGGGGAAUCCAGGGAUGUGUCCACCAGGGUGACCCAGCUCCAGUUUAAAAUUGUGCGGGUCCUGGAGAUGCUGGAGGCCCUGGUGAAUGACUGCAAUGUGACCAUGGAGGAACUCCGGAUGGAGAGAGACAGCCUCAGGAAGGAGGUGGAGGGGCUCAGGAGCGAGGAGCAGCCCUCCAACACGGGGGAGGUGAACUCUGGAACCAACAAAAUCGUAGUGGAUCUGACAGACCCCAACCGCCCCAGAUUCACAAUGCAUGAACUCCGGGAGGUGCUGCAGGAGCGAAACAAGCUGAAAUCCCAGCUGCUGGUGGCCCAGGAGGAGCUCCAGUGCUAUAAGAGUGGGCUUGUCUCACCAAGUAACAACCAGCUGGCCAGAAGAGACUCAAAAGCCCCCGUGACAGGCUCCACCACCUCCAAAGGGGCCAAACAGGAGAAAACCAUCAUCCGGAAGCUCUUCUCUUUCAGGUCAGGGAAGCGGACCUAAUCCUGACCCCCCCAAGCCUGCGUGGGUGCCCCGUAGCGGCCAGCACUGAAGACCUGGAAAGCUUUUCUUGUGCCAUCUGUAGAUAAUGAUAUUUUGACUCAUCUAUUUUUCCCUAAAAAAUAAUUCAAGAAGGAAAUAUACAAUAAGGUUUUUCCUACUGCUUCAUUUCUCCUCAGCUCUCCCUUAAGAGAAAUGAGUAGAAGGAAAAAACAGUAGAUUUUGAGUCCGAGGACUUGGGUUCGACUUGGAUCGUGUUACUUACUACCUCAGUGAUGGUGGGCAAGGCUGUUCCCUUCUCUCAACCUCAGUUUCCCCAACUAUAAGGUAAGGGACUUGGAUGAAGUGAUCCUUACAGUCUCUUUCCACAUUAGAGGCCUAGAAGCCUCUCUCCCGUUAGACCUGAAGUCCCAUGGAUGGGGUGUGUUGGAGCAGUUAAAAUUGUCCCCUUGAGCCCAUAGGCAUGAGAAGGAAGCUUUAGAACAAUGGAACAAGAUUCAGUUAGAGGACCUGGAUUCAAAUCCCACCCUGUGGAGUCAGAAGAGCUGGACUGAAAGCCCAGCACCCCCAAUUCUUUGUACCUGUGUGACCUCGGUCACUUACCUUCCUUGGGCUUCCGUUUCCUCAGCUGUCAAAAUGGAGGGCUGGAGCUCAAUAGCCUUCAGGGAUUUUGUCUCCAGAGCUGGGCUAAAGUUUGUGGCUGCUUUGACCAAGUCUUCAGGGGUUCCACUGGGAGACUGCCCAAUGCCAACCCCCCCAGAAUUGACCCUUUGCUUCCACACUCAAUAAAGAAGCCAAUUAAAAUCAACAGAUGCUUUUUAAAUUUGUGGAGUGUGCAGAGGCCUGUGCUGGGCACUGAGGGAAAGAAAAACCAUUGAAAAGACCCAGAUCACCUUCAUGGUGCCAGCAGGGAAAAUGAUCAGCUAAAAAGAGAAAAGAAAAAGUUUACAUGUAAAGUAUCAACAAAUAUUUUCAUAUAUAUUUCACCAGUUAUAACCUCAUAGAACUUCAGGCUGGAAGGAACCACAGAAGUUGUCUAAUCCAUUAAAAAAAAUAUUUUUUGAUCAGUCAUUUUCAGUCAUGUCUGAUUCUCCAUGACCCUAUUUG